This is a messenger RNA of Arthroderma uncinatum, 7155 nucleotides long. Its product is annotated as Nonribosomal Peptide Synthase (NRPS). Lineage: Eukaryota; Fungi; Ascomycota; Eurotiomycetes; Onygenales; Arthrodermataceae. The record is from RefSeq and is a predicted model, not a curated record. The transcript has a single exon. Gene Ontology annotation, molecular function: catalytic activity; phosphopantetheine binding. Bases 1 to 7155 code for a protein of 2384 amino acids. Gene Ontology annotation, cellular component: cytoplasm. Gene Ontology annotation, biological process: secondary metabolite biosynthetic process; amino acid activation for nonribosomal peptide biosynthetic process.
AUGGUUGGUGUCCUACUUCAGUCGUCUACGGACGUAAACCACAGUGAUAAUGGACUAUUCCCUGCAGCAAAGGGAAAACCGCAACUGGACGAUUCGAGACAGUGCAUUUUGUCGACAGGGCAGGUGCCCGUACGCGAUCUUCAAUCACGAAAAUCACUCGAGCAAGAGAUUGGCGACAUAGAUUGGCCUCGAGAUGUCAAGCUUGAUCGAGUGGUUGAAUCUGCGUGGGCAAUCCUUCUGUCUUGGUAUGGGGAGGCAACCGAUACAGUUUUCGAUGUCGUGUUGCCAGUAUCAAAAGUCGAACAGCUUCCUCAAUCCAGAACUGUUGCCGUAUUCGUUGAAGAAGACAUGACUCUGAGUGCAAUACAACACCAAAUGACAUUAACUGGGCUGGCGGGAUCAUCGACAACUCAACGUGCUGGCAAAGAGGCUCGUCUGGGCUGGCAAUCCAAAUCACUGUUGAUGAUACAACCAACCUUCGACGAAAGAUUAGAACUAGACAUGUACGCCGUCACUUUACACUGCGAGGUUAAAGAUAGCUCUCUUCUCACGAAAAUGGACUUCGACUCCACUGUGCUUAGCGAGCAGGUCGCAUUGCGAGUCAUGGAACACUUCGGCCAUAUAUUGCGUCAGAUUUGUCGUGCCGAUAUGACCAGUACAAGAAUCAGCGAUCUGGACGCAAUGACUGCCAAAGAUCUACAGCAGGUCUGGACUUGGAACGCCAAGGUACCUGAGGAGGCAGACGCGUGCGUUCAUGAUAUAUUUUCCCAGAGCGUUUCUAAAUAUCCACACCAGACAGCCAUAAGUGCGUGGGAUGGCGAGUUGACUUAUACUCAAUGGGACGCGCUAUCAACCCAAUUGGCAUAUCGCCUCGUCCACAGGGGCGUUCGUCCUGGACAUGUACUGCCAUUGAUUUUUGAAAAGUCCAUGUGGGUGGCUGUCUCCCAGUUUGCCGUUAUGAAGGCUGGUGCGGCGUCCGUGGUAAUCGAUCCUUCACAAACUAAGGAACGCAUCAAGACGAUGAUCAGCAUUGUAGGACCUGGCCUUAUCCUAUGUGCUCCUUCAACAGUUCGCCUGGUUUCACUUAUCACCGAACGAAAACCAUUUGUGGUGCAGAAAGAGGCCGUAUCAGAGCCACCAGAGCAAAGACAUAAUGGGUGCUUUGAGACAACGUUGCCCCUUGUUAAACCGAGUGACCUGCUCUAUGUCGUGUUUACUUCCGGCACCACAGGAAACCCGAAGGGUGCAGCAAUAACGCAUGCAAACUUCACUUCCGCCAUCAAGCAUCAGAAUAAGUACUUGAAUUUCAAACCGACCGCAAGAGUUGCAGGUUUCUGCUCGUACGCCUUUGAUGUAUCAUGGUCUGAUUUUAUCCACACUCUAGCAGCUGGAGCCUGCCUAUGCAUACCCUCAGAACAUGACAGAAAACAUGACUUUAUUGGAUAUAUGAACAAGAGUGAGGUGACGUUUGUACACCUUACACCAUCAGUCGCCGCGAUUUUGGAUUUGGAUAAUGUGCCGACACUUGACACUGUUGCCCUUAUUGGCGAGGUUGUAGACUUCGAUAAGCUGCCGCAACUUCGCAACAUCGAUACUACGAUUAUCACGUACGGGCCAGCCGAGUGCACAGUGACUACAACUGGAGCCAUCAAUAACGGUGAGAACACUAAGGCUACCAUUGGAUGGGCACUUGGAUCAACGACCUGGAUUGCCGACCCAGAGAAGGAAGCCCUUACGCCCGUUGGCCUGGUUGGAGAGUUGCUCCUUGAAGGGCCACUGGUUGGAGCCGGAUAUCUGAACAACGCGGAGAAGACAGCAGCCGCUUUCAUUGAGAAUCCAAGUUGGUUACUACGCGGCGGCGCAGGAGUGGAGGGUCGGCAUGGACGCCUUUAUCGAACAGGAGACCUGGUACGCUACACUCCUGAUGGUGAAAUGGUAUACGUAGGGAGAAAAGAUACCCAAGUCAAGAUCAAUGGACAGCGUACAGAGCUAGGUGAUGUUGAGCAUCAUAUCUGCCGUCUCCUGCGUUCGAUGCCGGCUGUGGCAGAUAUUAUCGCUGAAGUCGUCACGCCAAACGUCACCCAACGUCCAAUGUUGGUAGCCUUUCUCCUCAUGCCUACGACGAGUCCUGAGCAACUGAGGAAGAAAGCUGCUCCGAUUAUCGAAAUCCUGGAAAGGGAAAUGCCUGGCCAGGUGCCACCUCACAUGAUCCCGAGCACAUAUAUCCCAAUGGUCGAUCUACCAAGGGGCUUAACGGGAAAGACAGACCGAAGAGCACUUCGUGAGAUAGGUGCAAAAUUAGACCGCAAAGCAUUUGUAUCCUCGUAUAGCACCAAUUCCACACAGCACAUUCAACCCGCUACCGAAGCCGAGUUACAGCUCAGAGAUCUUUGGGCGACGGUGCUUAAUCUUCCAGCAAGCGAAAUAAGUGCACAAGACAAUUUCCUGCGACUCGGCGGUGAUUCGAUCGCUGCCAUAAGGCUAGCAACUGAUCUUGGGCGAAAGGGGGUGUGGUUGACAGUCCCAGAUAUCUAUCGCCAGCCACAGCUCAGUGAGAUGGCCAAGCUCAUGUCACGAAGUGAGGCAGCAGUUCCAGAAGCUGUCCGACCAUUUUCUUUAUUGAAGGCUGAAAUAGAUAAAGAUGAUGCUUGCCGCCAAGUGGCAGAGCUUUGCUCCAUUAGCGCGUGGCCAGUGGAGCCUUCACAAAUUGAAGAUAUAUUCCCAUGCACAGCGCUUCAAGAAGGCCUUUUAGCGAUGACGGCGAGGAGCCCGGGCAAAUACGUGGGUCACCAUGUAGCCGAGCUGAAGCCGGAGGUUAACAGAGCAAGGCUUCAGAAAGCAUGGCAACAUGUCUCUGAAAGAGCGUCUAUUCUUCGAACCCGUAUUGUCGACCUACCGGGCCAGGGCCUAGUGCAGGUUGUCGUCGACGAGGCAUUGCAAUGGCAGACCUUUUCCUCUUUGCUGGAAUAUCGUCGAUGGAGAAAUAAUAUCAGCAAAGGAUUGAGGGAGUGUGCUGUUGAAUCUAUCUCUAUGGGCCUGGGCACUCCGUUAUCGCAUCUCGCAAUCAUACAUGAUGAAGCGGCGGGCAAAAGAUAUCUCGCCUUGACACAUCAUCAUGCGACUUACGACGGCUGGUCAGUGCCACUCCUGCAAAAAGACAUUGAAAUGGCCUAUAGAGAUGGGGAGGCAGAACAGUGCUCACUUCCGCUGCAAAGGUUUGUGAAGCAUAUCAUGAACCAGCGUAGUGAAGAAGGCGUGGCUUUCUGGAAGGGACAAUUUGCCGAGAUAGAAGCAUCGCCAUUUCCUGCCCUCCCGGCAAAAACGUACGAGCCAAAGCCAGAUAAAGUCCUCCAACAUUCGAUUGAUAGCAUUCGCUGGCCGACUUGUGGCGUCACGCCCUCUUCUGCAAUUCGUACAGCUUGGGCAACGCUCAUCUCCUGGCACGUAAAUUCUCCAGAUGUGGCAUUUGGGGCUGUUGUGUCAGGGCGUCAAGCCCCUGUACCAGGAAUCGAGGACGUAGCAGGCCCUACCAUCGCCACUGUCCCUCUCCGAAUCUUGGUCCAAGGAAGCGUCGACGAAUUGUUGCAUCAGGUACAAAACCAGGCAAUGGAGAUGAUUCAGUUCCAGCAAUACGGGUUGCAGCGUAUUCGUCAAAUUAGCCAGGAGGCCAAAUAUGCCUGUGACUUCCAGACACUGUUGUUGGUACAUCCCUCAGUCAAGGAAAGUACGGUCGAGAGCCUGGUCCUUAAGGAUGGUCUAAAUGAAGAAGAAACGGGCUCUGGUACAGAAAAUACAUUUGCCAUGAUGCUGACCUGUCAAACUUCGGAGUCAAAGUUGGAUAUGCAGCUAAGCUACGACUCAGCCGUUAUCCAAGAAGCAGCUGCAGCACGACUGCUUCGGCAGCUGGAGCACAUAUUAGAUCAGAUUGCCACGGUUGAUGGGUCGACAAACAUAGGCGAUAUGAGCAGAGUUAGCGAACGGGAUUUGCAGGAGAUAUGGAAAUGGAAUGCUGUAGUGCCAGAGAGCGUUGAGGACUGUGUCCACAAUGUGUUUGUUCAGAGGGUCGUUGAGACCCCUGAAGCUCCCGCUGUAUGCGCAUGGGAUGGCGAGCUGACAUAUGCCCAACUUGAUCGGUUUUCUACAUUGCUGGCAAACCACCUUGUUGGCUUAGAACUUGGAAUUGGACCAGGUGCCAUCGUGCCGCUUUGUUUCGAGAAAUCAGUAUACGUGCCAGUUGCAAUACUUGCAGUCAUGAAAGCGGGCGCUGCGUCUGUUGCUUUGGACACGACGUUGCCUCACUCUCGGUUGGAAAGUAUUGUUAGCCAACUAUCGGCCAAAGUGGUGUUGACCUCGAAGACUUGUGCAAAUCUUGCAGCAGGUAUCACCAAUGCACCAGCAAUAGAAGUGGGAGGUGACUGGGAUAAUUUCCAGCGGCUAUUUCAGCAGACUCCAGCUCCGAUGAUGCCAAAAAUCACCCCAUCAUCAGCUCUUUAUGUCGUGUUUACCUCUGGAAGCACUGGCACUCCGAAAGGGGCAAUCAUCACACAUGCCAAUUUCUGUAGUGCCAUCCGAUAUCACCAACCCGAGCUUGGGUUUGAGGCGUCAUCGAGAGUCUUCGACUAUACCUCAUAUGCCUUUGAUGUUGCAUGGUCAAAUGUACUGCACGCACUAACAGUGGGCGCAUGUCUCUGUGUCCCCUCAGAGGACGAGCGUACCGCGGACAUCAGUGGCACUAUCAACCGGCUACAGGCAAAUUUUAUCCAUCUUACACCAACAGUGGGACGUUUGCUCGAUCCUUCAGCGCUGACUAGCCUCAAGAAGGUCUUGUUCAUCGGCGAGACGCUCAAGGCUAGUGAUGUUGCCAAAUGGGAGACUUCCGGUGUCGAGAUCUACAAUACAUAUGGCCCUGCCGAAUGCACCGUCACGAGCACAGUCGGGAGAGUCGGAACAGGGGAUACCAGUGCCAGAAUUAGUGACCCGAGCAUCGGCAAAGGUACUGGCGCGUUGACUUGGGUCGUCCAACCCCGUGAGCCUGACAGGUUGGCUGCCAUAGGGACCAUAGGAGAGCUGUGGCUGGAGGGGCCGGUUGUUGGUGCAGGUUACCUGAACUGUCCCGAGAAGACAGCUAGUGCAUUUAUCGAGGACCCCAAAUGGCUAAUGAAUGGAAUCCCUGGACGAGUGCCUGGCCGCCGUGGACGAGUUUACAAGACGGGCGAUUUGGCCUUCUACAACCCAGACGGCUCUCUUGGAUUUGUUGGGCGGAACGACACCCAGGUCAAGAUCAACGGCCAACGAAUGGAGCUUGGAGAAGUUGAAUACCACGUUCGCCAACUGCUUCCGACCGAGGUGGUUCCACAGGUUGUGGUGGAUGUAAUUACCCCGGACGCUACUCGGAGCCAAACUCUAGCGGUGUUCUUGGUGAUGCCCGACGACAGCGACAGUGCAAGAGUCGGGCUAAACGGGGGAACUGCCUCGAUGAUAGCAACGCUUCGAAAGGAGCUGUCAAAGUUGCUCCCCUCGUACAUGAUUCCCCGCGCGUACAUCCCUAUUCCCCUUGCAGAGCUGCCCAUGACAGCAACAGGAAAAACGGAUAGACAAAGGGUUCGCGAACUAGGCAGAAGCUACAGGCCACCAACACCUUCGCCUUCAGACGCGUUGACUUCCGAUGCUAAACUGACCAAAACAGAAGAAGCCUUGAGGGAUAUAUGGGCUAGGUUACUUGGUGUCAAGCUAGAUCUUAUCGCUUCUGAUCAGAGCUUCUCUGAGGUUGGAGGUGAUUCAAUAAAGACCAUGUCACUAGCCAUGGAAAUACGCAAGCAGUUCGACGUUAAUGUCGGGGUGCCUCGUUUGGUCCAACAGCAAAAUAGCUUGCAUGAACUUGCCGCCCUAAUCGAUAACCUGGUGGGCGGCCAGUCUGUUGAGGAGCCGAUGCAGCCGACACCGACGGACCUGGAGCGUGAGAUAGGCAUGCUGAUAAGCAAGAUCGAGUUUGGCCGUGUUGACGCGGGGUCGACGGUGUUCCUCACUGGAUCGACCGGGUUUCUGGGGACCCAGAUUCUUCACUACACACUCAUGAAGGGCGCAUUCGACAAGGUCGUACUACUUGUGCGCAGUCUUGACGAACAGAAGGGGCUGGACAGGGUGAGGGAAACGGCAAAAAUCGCUGGCUGGUGGAAGGAAUCAUUUGCUUCGUCAAUUGAAGUCUGGAAUGGAGACCUCUCAGCCGAAGGGCUUGGGCUAGAGGAUUCACAAUGGAGCGCGCUGUGCGGCCGCCCAAGUGUGCAUGGCGCUGUUGAUGCAAUCAUCCAAAACGGCGCCAGAGUGCAUUGGGCAACAAGCUACGACGGGCUGAAAGACGUGAACGUUGGUUCUACGAUACAGCUUCUGCAGGCAGCAAUGGCCUCCCCUCUGCUGAAGAGUUUUGUAUAUGUCUCUGGCGGCCUCAUCACAGAUAGCCGAACCUGGACCGAGGAGGAGGCGAGAAUGUCUAACGGAUACGAUCAAACGAAAUAUGUCUCGGAAAGACUGGUGAGCGCUGCGGCCACACAGUUCCGCAAACGAGACACGACAUUCUCGGUCGUCAAACCGGGGCAGAUUAUCGGAGACGUGUACACAGGCGUAGCGAAUGCGGACGACUUCUUGUGGCGGGUGGUGAUGGGUGCCGUCCGCCUUGGAGCUCGACCAGUCGAAUCCGAGACAUCGUGGCUCUCAGUGUCGGAUGUUCGUCACGUCGCAGAGGCCAUUCUAUGGCAUGCAGCAGGCAAAAGCCGCGAGAAUUUCGCCCAUAUCAAGAGGGGAGUAUGGGUCAGUGCCUUCUGGUCUGCCGUCGAGGAUCAAUUACAGCUGCUGUUGCGGCCAGUCUCGUGGCGAGAGUGGAUUGAGCUCGCCAGGGAAGACAUGGCGCAGGAGCAAGAACAGCAUCCGCUAUGGCCAGUGCAGCAGUUCCUGGGCGCUCUUGGUACUGAAAUCGAAGUCAGCGACCAUGAGACCUACGAGUGGGAAAUGCGAGAGGUACUUGCAGCUGCGCGACAGAAUAUCGCGUACCUACGAUGUAGGGGUCUCCUGGGAACCGCUGGUGGAAAGCCGUUUAAUGGAAAAAUUAUAUCCAGGACCCGAAAUGUACGUACGGCGGGCCUGAAAGCAGUGAGUGUUUGA